Apiotrichum porosum is the source of this 633-nucleotide messenger RNA. RefSeq lists its product as uncharacterized. NCBI's taxonomy places the organism in Eukaryota, Fungi, Basidiomycota, Tremellomycetes, Trichosporonales, Trichosporonaceae. Bases 1 to 633 code for a protein of 210 amino acids. The record is from RefSeq and is a predicted model, not a curated record. The transcript has 4 exons.
AUGCAGAACGAGCUCUUACCCCGCAUCAUAGUCGAACGAGAAGCCGACUGGAUACGCGUCCAAGGCAACUCUGACGCAGCACUUCAAUCCGCCCUCGAGGCCCGUCUCUCCGCCUUGCCAGGAGGCAGCAAGGGUGAUGCUGCCCGUCGUGUCCGCCCUGCGCUCGAGGAACGUCUCAAGGCGCUGCAGGCGCGCAUGUGGGAGAUGGCCAAGCCCAACCUUCGCGUGAAUGGUUUCAAUUAUGAAGACUUUGUGGAGACAACCGAACCCUUUGACGAGCAUCUCGACCGCGAUAUCUGGUCUGUCAACACCGAGCGUGUCAACUGGGAGACCAAGGUGGUGGAACGUCGACGCGUAAAAGCCGGAGAAGUCGCGAAUCUGUUGGACGACCUCGAACUGCGACGCGACGCAGCGACGUGGGCGCCUUCCGCGGAAGAUCUGGAGCAAGAGAAGUCGACAGCACGACCAAUCCGCCCAGAAGAUGUGCCCCCACCACCCCGCCAUGCAGAAGUACUGGAGACUUGGGGCAAGACUGUCGCCAAUUUUUCGAAUUUGGCCACUAUUGCGCCUGAACAACUCGCCCGCGCCGAGCGCGUGCAGGCGGUACAGGAAGAGAUUGCGCGCCUUCCUUAA